This is a messenger RNA of Microthlaspi erraticum, 399 nucleotides long. NCBI's taxonomy places the organism in Eukaryota, Viridiplantae, Streptophyta, Magnoliopsida, Brassicales, Brassicaceae. The record is from the annotation of a GenBank genome assembly.
AUGGCUCUUAGAAACUCUCUUGCCAUUUUCCUUGCCUUGAACAUCCUCUUCUUCUCCCUAACCGAAGCCGCCCGCUCCGGUUGUGCCCCACUGCCACACAUUCCCAAGCCUACCCCAACUACCCCAACCACUCCUGUCAUCGAGACAUGCCCAAAGGAUGCUCUCAAGGUUGGUGUUUGUGUUAAUGCGCUUAACUUGUUGAAUGUGACAUUAGGUGCUCCUCCGGUUAAGCCAUGUUGCAGUCUCAUUGCUGGUUUGGUCGAUCUUGAAGCUGCGGUUUGUCUUUGCACGGCGCUUAAAGCUAGCAUUCUCGGCAUCAACAUUAACCUUCCUAUCAACCUUAGCUUGCUCCUCAAUGUUUGCAGCAGAAAGUCUCCACCUGGUUUCCAAUGCCCUUAA